AUGGACGACUUUGAUAGCGACGACGACGAGCUCAUGCUGCAGGCCGUUCAGCAGGUGGAGUCAGGCACAGGCUCCACCGAGAAUGGCAAGCGGAAACGCGACGACGCGUCUGCCACUGUAGAUGCCAACGAGCCCAAGCGGCUACGAGCUGCAAAUGGGGAGACUGUCCAGAACGGGCACUCCUCAAAGCUUGCACUCGCGCGACGCAUACUGACGGACAAGUUUGGCUACCCAGAUUUCCGCCAUGAGCAGGAGGGCGCCAUCGGCCAGGUGCUCGACGGGAACAACGCGCUGGUCAUCUUCCCCACGGGUGCGGGCAAGUCUCUCUGCUAUCAGGUAGGUGACAGGCAUUGCCGUCCUUUCGUUCCAGAUGUUUAUGAGCCAAUCCUCUCAGUUACUGACUUGGCACAGAUCCCAGGCAUCGCCUUUGAGGAGCUCGACAAUGAGUCCGGAGCUCGUGGGGCCGGAGAGCACGGCGUCACUAUCGUCGUGUCACCACUCAUUGCGCUCAUGAAGGACCAGGUUGACGCCCUGAAGAGGCGAGACAUUCCUGCAGACUGCCUGGACUCGACCAAGAAAUGGGACGAAGUGCAGCUCAUCCGCCAGGGCCUCGAGAAGGGCCAGAUCCGCAUUCUGUAUUGUGCUCCCGAGCGCCUCAACAACGAAGGAUUUGUCGAAAGCAUGAAGGAUGUAGCCGGGGGUGUGCGGUUGAUCGCCGUGGACGAGGCUCAUUGCAUUUCGGAAUGGGGCCAUUCCUUCAGGCCUGACUACCUCAAGGUCGCCCGCUUCGUCCAAGAGAUCAAGGCUGAAAGAGUGAUCUGUCUCACCGCCACCGCAACCCCCAGAGUUGCCGAGGACAUUUGCAAGGCUUUCAACAUCAAAGAGUCGGGAGUGUUCCGCACCUCGCCGUACCGGCCCAAUCUACACUUGUCAGCGGAAGCCAUAGAGUUGAAGGAGGAGAAGGAGGCCAAGCUCCUCAAGUUUCUCGAAAAGCACCCUGGAUCGACGCUCGUAUAUGUCACCCAGCAGAAGCAAGCCGAGUUCGUCGCCGCUCAGCUCCGCCGAAAGGGCCUCGACGCGCAGUCGUUCCACGCCGGGAUGAAGGUCGAGGAGAAGCAGAAGAUACAAGACGACUUCAUGGCCUCCAAGAUCAGGAUUGUUGUUGCAACAAUUGCCUUUGGCAUGGGUAUUGACAAGGCAGACAUACGAAACAUCAUCCAUUAUGAUCUGCCUUCGACCGUCGAGGAGUACAGCCAGCAGAUCGGGCGAGCAGGUCGCGAUGGUCUCGCGAGUCACUGCAUGUUGUACCUGUGCCCGCAAGACUUUUAUGUCCGGGAGAACUUUGCGCGUGGAGACCUCCCCUCGAAGCACUCAUUGCAAGGCCUGCUGAGCAGUAUUUUCAGUGACGAGGUCACCAGUUUAUCGAUCGGAGAGACAUUUGGCACCAAGCACCAGGAUCAGUCUCGCGAGUUCGAUAUCAGACUCAGUCCACUGUCUGUCAUCUAUGCCUCCCUCGAAUUACGCUUCGAUCUGAUACGCGCGACCACGCCCGAGUACAAGGAAUACAAAUUCGAAGCCACGUCGAAGUACUACCCGAUAGUCAAGAACGACAAGUCUCCCGCCGGGCAAGCUAUCUUUACAGGGUCGCGCAAGGCUGCCAAGUACCACCAUAUCGAUGUGAAGGAGGUGGCCAAGGCCAAGGGACUACAACGCAACGACAUCGUCAAGAAGUUGAACGUCUUUGAGAGCUGUGGCGCCCUGAAGUUGACAGCAUCAGGGGUAGAGAACCGCUACCGAAUCCUCAAACCGCUGCCGAAGACGAGAAAGGAGAUCGAUGUGCUGGUGGACAAGCUGCACGCCGAUCUGGAACAACGAGAGAAGGACGCACUGAGACGACUGGAGGAGGUCACUGAGCUCAUCACGGGGAGGCAGUGCUACGCCCUCGCCCUGACGCAGCAUUUUGGGAUGGAACUGCCUGAUGGCAAGGAGACAUGUGGACAUUGCAGCUUCUGUCUGACCAAGGAAGCUAUCACGCUGCCUGCACUGCCUUCGAAGUCGGUGGACCACGCCGCUAUUGAAAGGAUACUGGCUGCUACAGAUAUACGCGACGACCCGAGAUUCCUCGCGAGAGUGGCUUUUGGCAUCAAGAGCCCCAGGGUCGGGAAGCUGAAGCUGGACAAGGACCCGGUGUUUGCGUCGCUGGCAGAUCACAACUUUGGCUCGUUGCUUCGAGAGUUUGAGGCGGUCUGCAAUGCAUAG
Thyridium curvatum is the source of this 2259-nucleotide messenger RNA. RefSeq lists its product as uncharacterized. Bases 1 to 2259 code for a protein of 752 amino acids. Gene Ontology annotation, cellular component: cytoplasm; chromosome; nucleus. Gene Ontology annotation, molecular function: four-way junction helicase activity; nucleic acid binding; 3'-5' DNA helicase activity. The record is from RefSeq and is a predicted model, not a curated record. Gene Ontology annotation, biological process: double-strand break repair via homologous recombination. The transcript has a single exon. NCBI's taxonomy places the organism in Eukaryota, Fungi, Ascomycota, Sordariomycetes, Thyridiales, Thyridiaceae.